Molecule: messenger RNA, 501 nt
Organism: Asparagus officinalis (garden asparagus)
Lineage: Eukaryota; Viridiplantae; Streptophyta; Magnoliopsida; Asparagales; Asparagaceae
Exons: 2
Coding region: 1-501 (166 amino acids)
Source: RefSeq, a predicted model, not a curated record
AUGACAGGAUGUGGUAGACCUCGUACUCAGAGAGCUAGACAGGCAGAGUCACAUCAGGCUUUAUCUGAGCUACAACAAGCUCAACCCGAGCCACAGCAGGCACCAGCUGAGCUGCAAUACAGACAGAUCAAUACCGACCAUACUGUAUUCUUCAGAAGAAGUGGAGGUCACAUCACUAUGCUGGCAGUGUAUAUGGAUGACAUGAUCAUCACAGAAGAUGAUGAGAAGGAGAUUGUUCAGCUCAAGGUAAGAUUGAGCAAAGAAUUUGAAGUGAAGGAUCAGGGUCAGCUUCGAUACUUUCUUGGGAUAGAGAUAGCUCAUGGACUUAAGGAGAUUGUUCUCUCCCAGAGAAAGUAUGCACUGGAUCUUCUUGCAGAGACGAGGAUGUUGGGGUGCAAGCCUGAUGCUACACCGAUUGAUCAGAGUUUCAGGCUGAGUGCUGAGGCAGGAGAACCUGUUGAUCGUGAGAGAUAUCAGAGAUUGGUGGACAGGCUGAUCUGA